UAAUUAGACACGAAGUCAAAUAUGUUACAAACAGGUUUAAAUUUAUAAGCAUCAAUGUCUCGACGUGUGUGUUAGAAAUUUUCCAUUGGACAAAGCAUGCUUCUGUUUUUCUAUAUGCAAUUUCAAAUUUACGUGUCAAGCGUCUAAUGUGCACGCGUUUGAUAUGUGCAUAUUUAAAAAUCACGUAUAGAAAACUAAAAAUGCGCGUCGUCAUUGUGUCGUUUAAUAAAUGUUUUAUCAUACGAUGAACCGACAAAACAAUUCGUACGUACAAAAGGAAGAAGACUAUAUUAUAAAGCAAUGUUAACAACCAAAUAUUUUUUGCGUGUAACAUGACAUCUAAAAAUGUUUAUUAGCCUCAGGCUUUUAAAUAUUCCUUGGCAAUUCGAAUGAUCUCGAUGGGGAAAAUGUUUUUCGCCGAUAUUUUGACGAAGCUGCCUCAAUCGUGCUCGAAACAAUAUCGUUUAUAUGUAAACGUCGAUGUUCAAUUUGUCCAUUUAUUUUACGGCAAUGUGACACAAGAAAAUUUCGGCUUGUUGCAUCUUGUAAAAUUCCUUGUAUUUGUUCAAUUUUCUGGAGAAUUAGAAUCAACAGAAUCAUGGAUUAACGAUAUAUGAACCGAGCUUACAUAAACGUUCAUUAAUUCGUCAUUGCUGCCAAGUUUGAGGACGAUAGAACCAUGGUGAGCGACUCGGCAAGAGUUCUAGCGCUAGUCAUUACGGCAAUAAAGAAUCUUCGCGAGCUGAAGGGCUCGACGUCUCGAGAAAUUUUACAUUAUCUCUCGUCGGUGUACGAUAUUCCGCCAACUGUUGCACGUCGUCAAAUGCUGACCGCCUUGAAACGCGGCGUGGCAUACGGCAUCCUAAAGAAGAAUGGUGGCCAUUACAUUCUGCCAACGAACGGCGACAUAAAAUGCCAAGAAAUCGCCGAACAGGAGGUGAAUCUGUUGGAUGCCUGUCGCAGAACCAGUAGGCAAAGGAAGAUGGGCUGUAAAUGUAAAAGGAGUCGGCGUAGACGUAGACGUAGGCGGAGAACAUUCUGCAGAUGCAAGCCAAGACGAAGACGAAGCAGAAGGAGAGUAAGAGGACGAGCUAGAAGAAGAAGAAGGAGGAGGAGAAAGUGUCGAUGUGGUGGUUUAGGAAGAAUUCGAAGAAAAGCUGAUUCAGAUAGAACGAAAAGGACCGAGACACUGCAACAGGCAGUCGAGAAGUUUUCCAGUAAGAGAUCGUUCGAACCGUCGAAGACUUAUGACUCCGCGGCCAGCGAGAAAACCUCUUUGUCCAGUAUUUCCUCGGUAACGGAUUAGAAAUGUUCAAUGUAGCGCUAGAAGAUAUAAUGAUAUCAGUAAAAGAACAACAUUAAAUUAUCGUUGUUUAUGUGAAGAAUAAAGGUCUGAAGAAAUAGGAUAUUGGUUACAAAAUGUAUUCUUUGAAGAUCGAUCAUUUUC
Frieseomelitta varia is the source of this 1447-nucleotide messenger RNA. RefSeq lists its product as uncharacterized. Gene Ontology annotation, cellular component: nucleosome. Lineage: Eukaryota; Metazoa; Arthropoda; Insecta; Hymenoptera; Apidae. Gene Ontology annotation, biological process: nucleosome assembly. The coding region runs from base 680 to 1306 and encodes 208 amino acids. Gene Ontology annotation, molecular function: DNA binding. The transcript is spliced from 5 exons. The record is from RefSeq and is a predicted model, not a curated record.